Molecule: messenger RNA, 954 nt
Organism: Cydia fagiglandana
Lineage: Eukaryota; Metazoa; Arthropoda; Insecta; Lepidoptera; Tortricidae
Exons: 1
Coding region: 211-954 (247 amino acids)
Source: RefSeq, a predicted model, not a curated record
CUAGAAUUUAAAGUUUUUGUCGAGCAUGUGGACGCAAAGGACAGAUUGGGAAAUAAAAGUCCAAUAUUUCUCAACCACAUAUUCACAAAUGGCAUAAAAGGUGUAACGGCUAUACAACGCGUAAACGCUAACAAAAUUGCAGUCAUUUUCAAGCAGUAUAAUACGGCAAACAAUUUUCUCAACAACACUGCAUUUUUGACGCAAAAUAACAUGAAGGCGUACAUACCGGCGACCCAAAUCGAAAAAACUGGGAUAAUCAGAUUUGUGCCAGUCAAUAUCUCAAACAAAGAUUUAUACUCGAAGUUGAGCUCUAUUUAUGAGAUCAUUGCGGUCCGCCGCUUCACGAAAAAAGUCGGGCAGGAUCGCGUUCCCUUACAGACAGUGAGCAUUACGUUCUUGUCGCAUGUACUACCGGACAAUGUACAGUACGAUUUAUUCUCGUACAGAGUAUUUGAAUAUGUGCCUCCACUACUGCAGUGUUUCAAAUGCUUUAAAUUUAAUCAUGCAGCUAAAGUAUGUAACGGAAAACAGCGUUGCUCCAUUUGCUCGGGCGACCACUUUUAUAAGGAGUGUGACAGACCGAAUGAGUUGUGUUGUGCCAAUUGUAGCGGCCCCCACUUGGCAAUUUCAAAAGCUUGUCCUGUAAAACUUAAAAAAAUAAUGGAAAAGAAGACAAACAUCACAUAUGCUUCUAAGGCUGACACGAGAAAAGUCGAGUAUCCGGCGUUACCUGACAAAAACAAAAUUGUAAGACCAGAAAAAACAACUAAAACACAAUCCCAAAAAAUUGCUCUUUCUACACCAGCAGAAACACCGAAAUUUGACAUUAAAAAAGAAUUACUACACAAUACAGAUUUAAUGAAUGCACUGGUUAGCACUCUCAUAGAAUUAGCCAACAAGACUGAUUCCAACCCCAUCACUAAUAAUUCUAUUAAAGAUACAUAUGCUUAUUAA